Molecule: messenger RNA, 2760 nt
Organism: Diospyros lotus (date-plum)
Lineage: Eukaryota; Viridiplantae; Streptophyta; Magnoliopsida; Ericales; Ebenaceae
Product: glycerophosphodiester phosphodiesterase GDPDL3-like
Exons: 9
Coding region: 169-2436 (755 amino acids)
Biological process (GO): lipid metabolic process
Molecular function (GO): glycerophosphodiester phosphodiesterase activity
Source: RefSeq, a predicted model, not a curated record
UAUGAGCACUUCCGAAAGCCAAGCUGAAAGGUCUCUCUCUCUCUCUCUCUCCGAUCGCUUCUCAAAGCCAAAUCUCACAUUUUCCGAGGGACGACUGAAAGAUCCGACAAGGUUCAACGCCGGAAGUUGCAGAGCUCGGUGCCUAUUUGCCGUCGAGAUUUGCCGGCAAUGUGUAAGUUCCGGUCUCUCGUUUUCUUUUUGCUUCUUUGCUCGUCGGCUGCCUUGGCUGCUGCUCAAGGAUCUAGCAAUGGAAGCAGAGCCAGCUCGUGGAACACACUAGACGGAAAUGAACCUUUGGUCAUAGCACGUGGUGGCUUUUCAGGGCUAUUUCCUGAUUCAAGUUCUCUUGCGUACCAGUUUGCUGGAACUGUUAGUUUACCCAAUGUGAUCUACUGGUGUGACGUGCAAUUGACAAAAGAUGGAGCUGGGAUUUGUUCUCCAGAUCUCAAUCUUGAGAGUUGGACCAACAUUGCAUUAGUUUUCCAAGAUAAGAGUAACACUUACCCUGUUAAUGGGGUAUCCAUGCAAGGGUAUUUUUCAGUGGAUUUCACCCUCAAUGACUUGGCGUCCGUCUAUUUAAUUCAGGGAAUUUUUUCCCGAUCUCCUUUGUUUGACAACAUUCCAAAUCAAAUUCUUAUUGUUGAAGAUAUGGUUACAUUCAAGCCACCUGGGUUAUGGUUGAAUAUUCAGCAUGAUGCAUUCUUCAGUCAGCGAAACUUGAGUAUGAGAAGCUAUGUCCUUUCUGUAUUUAGAAGUACUAUAGUUGAUUAUAUCUCUUCACCAGAGGUGAACUUCCUGAGGAGUAUAUUGUCUCGCAAACCACCCAAAACAAAACUCAUUUUCCGGUUUCUGGGGAAGGAUGUAUUUGAGCCUGCUCUUAACCAAACAUAUGGUUCUCUGUUAAGUAAUCUCACAUUUAUCAAGACAUUUGCUUCUGGAAUUCUUGUUCCGAAGAAUUAUAUAUGGCCUGUAGAUGCAAGUCUAUAUUUACAGCCAUAUACCUCAGUUGUUUUUGAUGCUCACAAAGAAGGUCUUGAAGUUUUUGCAUCAGAUUUCUCCAAUGACAUUCCUUUUGCCUACAACUACAGUUUUAAUCCUGUAGCUGAGUGUCUUUCAUUUAUUGACAAUGGAAAAUUCUCUGUGGAUGGCUUGAUUUCCGACUUUCCAAUAACACCAUCAGAGGCCAUAGGCUGUUUCUCUCACAUUGGCAGAAAUGAUACGGGACAAGAAAAACCUUUGGUUAUCUCAUCCCAAGGAUCAAGUGGAGACUUUCCUGGCUGUACUGAUUUGGCUUAUCAGAAGGCCAUCUCAGAUGGAGUAGAUGUACUUGACUGUCCUGUUCAAAUGACGAGCAAUGGGAUACCAAUUUGCUUGGGCUCUAUUAAUCUUAUAAAUAGCACAACGGUUAUUCAAAGUUUCAGCAACCUUUCAACAACUAUUCCUGAACUUGGAAUCGUAAAUGGAAUAUUUACCUUCAACCUCACAUGGAGUCAGAUUCAGAGUUUGAAACCUGUAAUAUCAAACCCAUUUCCAAACUCCAAUUUGCCUCGGGAUCCUAAAUUCAGAAAUGCUGGAAAGUUUAUGACACUGUCUGAGUUUCUGGACCUUGCAAACAACGCGAGUUCUGUUACGGGUGUGUUGAUAAGUAUAGAGGAUGCAGCUUACCUAGCGGAGAAGCAGGGAUUAGGUGUAACUGAUGCAGUACUUGAUACCUUAAGAAAUUUUACUCGUGAUAAGCAGGCAGUCAAGAAAGUAAUGAUUCAGUCCUCCGACAGUUCAGUUCUGACCAAGUUUAAGAAGGAAAGCAGUUAUGAGCUUGUGUAUAAGGUUGAUGAAAAUAUUCGUGAUGCCGAUAAUGAAUCCAUUACUACAAUCAAGAACUUUGCCAAUUCUGUGGUUGUCAGCAAGGCAUCUGUCUUUCCACAGAAUCAGGGAUUUAUCACUGGCAUGACCGAUGUUGUAAAUAAGCUACAUGCAUUCAAGCUCCCAGUGUAUGUGGAACUGUUCAGAAAUGAGUUUCUAUCUCAAGCUUGGGACUUUUUGUCGGAUGCAAAUGUGGAGAUCAACACUUACGUCCAGUCUGUUAACAUUGACGGCAUUGUAACAGAGUUUCCUGGGACGGCUGCUAAAUACAAAAGGAACAAAUGUUUAGGACUUGGCAACAAUAUGCCAUCUUACAUGCUGCCUGUGGAGCCUGGACUCUUCCACGUGAUACCUCCUAAGUUCAUGCCACCAGCUGAAGCCCCAAACCCUAUACUGAAGGAAUCCGAUGUGCUUGAGCCGCCUCUGCCUCCUGUCGUGGCGAAAACCCCGACCUCAGACACCGGCAAUGGAACUACGGCUCCGGGUCCAUCCGCAAGAAACGGGCAGCAUAAACUUGUCGCGUGGACGUUCCUGUCCUAUCUGACCCUCGUCGCCACACUUUCCCUAUUCUGAAAUUCAUGACGCGAAGAGAAUCUUGGUACCCAUUUUUUUUUUUUUAUUUUUUUAUUUUGUUGCUCCGCAUGACGACCUGACUAAAUGAGCCUUGAGCCUUCUUUUUUAUUUUUUUUUGUUUCUUCUUCUUCUUCUUGAACUGCAGCAGAUCCCUUGAUUUGUCUCCGUCCUUCCCACAUUGUAGGUAUGUAUUAUGUUCAUUCCGCCGAGUAUACCAAACAUGGAUCUUGAAUUCUUGUAUCUAUUACAAAUAUUCUUUCGGUUUGUAUCCACAAAAACUGCAUCUGGCAUCUGCAUGCUAACCCAGCUUGCUUCUUUGUUUAA